AUGUUCACAGCCUCCCUCGAGAACGCAAUGCGAAAGUUGGAAUGGGACGACAUGGGAGUGAAGGUUGAUGGUCGGCAGUUACACCACUUGCGCUCUGCUGAUGACAUCGUACUGAUAACACCUAGCCAAGCGGAACGAAUGCUGACCGAAUUCCAAGAAACAUGUGGAUGCAUCGGUCUUCAGCUGAAUCUGCAAAAGACGAUGUUCAUGCGCAACGGAUGGGUCUCGGUUGCCCCAUUCACGCUCAACGGAACGAAUAUAUCCAAAUGCACUUGGGCUUUGGAAAAAAAAGCUACUUGGGGAGCGUAUAAGAGGAUUGAGGAUGUAGUGAAGGAGACCAGGAACACUCGGCUCCGUGCUCAUCUCAUCAACACCACCGUACUUCCUGCUUUGAUCUAUGCUUCAGAAACCUGGGCAUUUCGCUAG
Molecule: messenger RNA, 426 nt
Organism: Necator americanus (New World hookworm)
Lineage: Eukaryota; Metazoa; Nematoda; Chromadorea; Rhabditida; Ancylostomatidae
Exons: 1
Coding region: 1-426 (141 amino acids)
Source: RefSeq, a predicted model, not a curated record